Hibiscus syriacus is the source of this 2155-nucleotide messenger RNA. RefSeq names its product long chain acyl-CoA synthetase 4-like. The transcript has 19 exons. Gene Ontology annotation, molecular function: long-chain fatty acid-CoA ligase activity. Gene Ontology annotation, biological process: fatty acid metabolic process. The coding region runs from base 1 to 1989 and encodes 662 amino acids. The record is from RefSeq and is a predicted model, not a curated record. NCBI's taxonomy places the organism in Eukaryota, Viridiplantae, Streptophyta, Magnoliopsida, Malvales, Malvaceae. Gene Ontology annotation, cellular component: membrane; endoplasmic reticulum.
AUGGCUCAGCAGAGUUAUAUAAUACAGGUAGAAGAAGGGAAGGCCGCCACCGAUGGAAAACCGUCGAUCGGCCCCGUUUAUCGGAGUCGUUUUGCCGAGAAUGGAUUCCCUGCUCCGAUUCCUGGAAUGGACUGUUGUUGGGAUAUUUUUCGAAUGUCAGUUGAGAAAUAUCCGGACAACCCGAUGCUUGGUCACCGGCAGAUUGUGGACGGGAAAGCUGGAAAAUAUGUGUGGCAAACUUACAAAGAAGUUUAUAACAUUGUAAUAAAAGUGGGGAAAUCCAUCCGGAGUUUUGGUAUUGAGAAGGGAGGAAAAUGUGGUAUUUAUGGUGCCAAUUGCGCAGAGUGGAUAAUGACCAUGGAGGCCUGCAAUGCUCAUGGACUCUCUUGUGUUCCUUUGUAUGACUCUUUAGGUGCUGGUGCUGUGGAGUUUAUCAUAUGCCAUGCAGAAGUUCCGAUUGCUUUUGUGGAGGAAAAGAAGAUUGCCGAACUAUUUAAAACAUUUCCAAACUCAACAAAGUACCUGAGGACAAUUGUUAGCUUCGGGAAGGUAUCAUCUGAUCAGAAGGCAGAAGCUGAGAAGCAUGGCUUGGCAAUAUUUGCAUGGGAGGAAUUUUUGGUGUUGGGAGAAAAUAAACAAUAUGAUCUUCCAAUAAAGAAGAAAAGUGAUGUCUGCACAAUAAUGUAUACCAGUGGAACAACUGGUGAUCCCAAGGGAGUAUUGAUUACAAAUGAGAGUAUCGUUACUCUUAUAGCAGGGGUGAAUAACCUUCUAGAGCGUGUAAAUGAACAGUUGACAAUGAAGGAUGUUUAUAUUUCUUAUCUUCCUCUUGCACAUAUCUUUGACCGGGUGAUCGAGGAGUUAUUUAUUUCACAUGGUGCCUCAAUAGGAUUCUGGCGAGGGGACAUAAAACUAUUGGUCGAAGAUCUUGGGGAGCUAAAGCCAAGCAUCUUCUGUGUUGUUCCUCGUGUGUUGGAUCGAAUCUAUUCAGGUUUACAACAGAAGGUUUCUGAGGGAAGCUUAUUCAAAAAGACAUUGUUUAAUGCGGCAUACUCAUUCAAAUUCUAUAACAUGAGGAAUGGCUCCAAACAUGGGGAUGCAUCUCCUUUUUCUGACAAAAUUGUAUUUAGACAGGUAAAAGAAAGUUUAGGAGGGAAUUUGCGGAUUAUUCUAUCCGGAGCAGCACCUCUUUCUCCUCAUGUGGAGGAGUUCCUACGAGUGGUGGCAUGUUGUCAUAUUAUGCAAGGAUAUGGCCUGACAGAGACUUGUGCGGGAACUUUUGUCUCGUUACCGAAUGAGUUGUCGAUGCUUGGUACUGUGGGGCCUCCGGUACCAAAUAUAGAUGUCCGUCUAGAAUCUGUACCUGAAAUGGGAUAUGAUGCCCUCGCAAGCACACCACGAGGUGAAAUUUGUCUCGGGGGAAAAACCCUGUUCUCAGGGUACUACAAACGUGAAGAUCUCACGAAUGAGGUCUUGGUUGAUGGGUGGUUCCACACAGGGGAUAUCGGUGAGUGGCAACCGAAUGGAAGCAUGAAAGUUAUCGAUCGAAAGAAGAACAUUUUUAAGCUGUCGCAAGGGGAAUACGUUGCUGUUGAGAACCUGGAGAAUGUUUACAGUUCCGCAUCUGUUGUCGAAUCGAUAUGGGUUUAUGGGAACAGCUUUGAGUCCUUCCUUGUUGCUGUUGUUAACCCGAAUAAGCAAGCACUCGAACGCUGGGCCGCCGACAAUGGUGGAAGCGGCAACUUUGAGUCCAUCUGUAAAGAUCCCAAGGCCAAAAAGUACAUACUCGGGGAGCUCACUAAGACAGGCAAAGAGAAACAGCUGAAAGGUUUUGAAUUCAUAAAAGCCGUCCAUCUUGACCAUGCACCAUUUGACAUGGACCGUGACCUUCUCACCCCAACAUUUAAGAAGAAGAGGUCUCAACUGCUCAAGUAUUAUCAGAGUUCGGUUGAUGACAUGUACAAGAGUGUAAACAAGCCGAAUGCUUGACCAAAUCGGGAUCCUAAAGUGGGUUGUUCUGUUCAGACUUAUGGAGGAGUUGCUCUUUCUGCUCUUUUCGUUUAGUUUAUACUUGGGUCUAAGGUAACUAUUAAUAUUUUUUUUAAUUUAAUAUUUUACAAUUUUGAACAUUCAAUGAAAAUGGAUUGUUUUAUGA